AGUAGCCAGUCAGUCUGUGCUCUGCCCUGGCCAGCGGCAGACGGAACCGUGCCGCCGCGAUCCGUUACCCAUACGUUUCGAUCAAAAGAACCCAUAAAACCGAAGAUCGCGCUCUUUUAUUUCAAAUUUUUGUUCACUUCACGGGCAGUUUAGCCAUUUAUUUCGACUGUUAUCGCUGGUAGAGUAAGGAAAUUUUAUUUUAGACGUGCCGGGCAGCUCGUAAAACUCAACACACAUCAUUCAUAAGCAUUCAGCUUGGGGCCAGGCCAGAGAUCUCCGUUGCAUUGCUGCAGCUUUAAUGGAACGUGCGUUGUUCCAUGUGCGUGUGGAUUGCCCCUUGCCAACGUCCAGAGAGCCCUAGGAGGGGAGCGUGAUCCGGAACCGGAACCUGCGCCAGAAUGAAGCGCGACGUGUCCACAUCGACCAUCGGUCGGGAUGAGGCUCGCCGUCCGCUGAUGGAGGCCUACAUGUUCCAGCGGCGAGUGCUGCUCGGCUGCAGCCUGCUCAUGGUGGUGUCCCUGCUGAUCUGGAUAGUGGCCAUCUCCACCGAUCACUGGAUCAUCAUAUCAGGCGGAAAGGGCAUUUUCAUCCCGGAGUCGCGGCGCUUCUUCAUGUCCUCGCACUCGGGAUUGUGGCGCCACUGCCGGAACACCAUAGUGCCGAAUGCCAUUGGCAAUGCCCCGGUGGUGCGCAACUUCAGCUCCAUGUCGUACACCUCGCAGACGAACAUCAACGAGGCGAAGCGCAAUCUCUCGCACAUGGACUUCAUCAAGCAGUUCGCCCAGGAGGAGCUGUUGCCGGCGGACAACUUCACGGAAUCGGCGCGUCGCCACAUGUUUGCCCACUGGGUGCGAGGGGAGGACGAGGAGUUCCAGACGCUCCGCAAUGCCUUUCGCGCCCUGGUGAUGAACACCGAGGAGAAUCAACGGCAGUUCAAUGCCACAGCAAUAAAGCCCAUACCCAUCAAUCCACUGGAUGUUCAAGGGAUUAUAGACAGGAAAACAUUUGGAUCGGCACUGCAGCGGGUUAAGUACAACAACACCUGGUCGUACUAUGUGAUCCCCGAGGUGGCCCAACUGGCCAUCUUUAGCAACUGGACGGAUUUCCCACUGGUGGUCCGACUGCUGGGCACCUACAUUCGGGAUAUCAACAUCCCUGCCUAUGUUCUGAACGACGAGCGGGUGAUCCUGAUCCUGGUGCCUCCAUUGCCGCCCAAAAGGGGCCAGCCCGCCUACUACACCUAUAUACCGAACCAGCGCUGCAAGUACAUCGACAUGUUCCCCAACUCCAAUGCCCUGCGCACUGAGCCCGGCUUCGAUGAUGAACUAUUGGUCGCUUGGUAUUCCCUUUCAGAUUACAUCCGGACGCAGGCGUCCUUUGCCUGCAUAACUCUGUUCGUGAUGAGCCUGGGCGCCGUCUUCUCGUUCUACACGUUCAUGAAUCCCCGCUACAUGUUCAAGCGCCUGGCAGGUGGCAUCCACCUGGUGGCCGCCUCCACGGCUCUGGUGGUGCUCCAGGUGCUCUUCUCCUCGAUUGACUACACCAAGGAGCAUCUCUUCUACGCCUAUCCUGAUGGGGCGGAACUAACCUAUGGCUACGGCGUCUACUUGGCCUGGUUCACCUUCGUGGACAACAUUCUGUGCGGUGUUAUGUUCCUCUGGUACUCGGGCAAGAAGAAGGGCGCCAAGGCGCCCAACGACGAGGUGGCCAUGGCCGAUGAGCCCACCAUCAUGGGCAGAUAACUGAAGUUGCCACGAUGACCGGGUAUAUUUUCUGGGGGAUUCCCAAUCCCUCCUGCGACCAAAGACCAAAGCAACCGGCAAUCUCGCCGUCGUUGCUUUUCAUUUCACUUUUGUUAUUUGUUGUUUUCUAAUGGCUGUACUUAAAAUGUUCGCUUUAUAACUACAUUUAAGAAUCUCAAGGCAAUAAACGAAUUUUUUUCAGUCACUAA
Drosophila subpulchrella is the source of this 1951-nucleotide messenger RNA. RefSeq lists its product as uncharacterized. The transcript is spliced from 6 exons. The record is from RefSeq and is a predicted model, not a curated record. Bases 399 to 1742 code for a protein of 447 amino acids. NCBI's taxonomy places the organism in Eukaryota, Metazoa, Arthropoda, Insecta, Diptera, Drosophilidae. Gene Ontology annotation, cellular component: plasma membrane.